GGUGUGAUUCUUUUUUUUUUUAUGUAAUAUAUAGAAGCACGAGACCCUUAGGAUGAAAGAAAAAGGCUGCAGGGAUGGGUUUUCUGCACCGGUGAGCGACCCAGGCAGGAGGGGAGAGCCCAGGCUGCUCUUCCCACACCAAAAACCCUCUAGAUGAAGCCUGGACCGUGCUGGGAAGGUUUUUGCUGGUUUGGGGGAGCUCCGUCUGUAGCAGAAAGGCUCCGACGAGGCCUUGGUUACUAACCGGUUUGGUUUUCGUCUUCCCCCAGGUCCGCGCAGGAGAUGAAGCACAUGGAGAACAUAUCCAGCCUGUUACAGGGCAGCAGCCCGAGCGAGUAUCAACGGCCGGAUCCCAAAUCGGAACGGGAGGCUGUCGCUGCUCCCGGGGAGCAGCCCUGGGAGAUGAUCAUGGACAAGAAGCACUUUAAGCUCUGGCGGCGGCCGAUCGAGGGCACCCACUUAUACCAGUACCGAGUGUUUGGGUCGUACACAGAUGUGACUCCCAGGCAGUUCUUCAACGUACAGCUGGACACUGAAUAUAGGAAGAAGUGGGACUCGCUGGUCAUCAAAUUGGACGUAAUUGAGAGAGACCUGGCCACUGGGUCGGAAGUGAUUCACUGGGUCACUCAUUUCCCGUACCCUAUGUACUCCCGAGACUACGUAUACGUUCGACGGUACAGCGUAGACAAAGAGAACAACCUCAUGGUACUAGUCUCACGGGCAGUGGAGCAUCCAAGUGUCCCCGAAGACCCUGAGUACGUUCGGGUCAGAACCUAUGAAUCCCAAAUGGUCAUCCGUCCCCACAAAACCUUUGACGAGAACGGUUUCGACUACUUGCUGACCUACAGCGACAACCCGCAGACCGUGUUCCCCCGUUACUGCGUCAGCUGGAUGGUCUCAAGCGGCAUGCCGGAUUUCCUUGAGAAGCUGCACACGGCAGCCCUGAAAGCCAAAAAAAUGGAGAUCGAAGUGCGGGACUAUAUGUCUGCCAAGCCCAUCGAGAGCGGCGGCAGCGAGGGGAAGGCGAGUAUGGCAGCAGCGGAGCACAAGAGCGACGGUACCUGCAGCCCUGCCCAACUGGAAUACGCCUGAGGAGCUUGAAACUCCGCUCCUCCGGAACGGGGAGCCGGGCUCCGGAGAGGGACCUGUGCCGUGCCGCCGCUGGAGCUUAGCUCAGGUUUUUCCCUCCCCGUCUCGUCUCCAAAACUCUGCUCCCUCUCGAGGACGGGGAUCCCGUCCCCCCACGCCGUGUGUGUUUGUGGCCAGGCCGCUGAAAUCUCAUGUCGUCUAAUCAUUUUUCUGUAGCGGUAAAUAUUUUUUCCCCUCCCUGACAGGUAAAAAAAACCCAAAAACCCUAAAAAAACCGACCAAACCCAUCUUCUAUCGCGGCACGGACAGCCUCGCCCCGCUCCGCCCCUCCUUUUCUCAUCCCUCUUCGGACUCUCGACCCCGAAUCUCUUUGGGUCUCGCUUUUGUACCGCGGCGGCGGGGUGAGGACGCUCCGCGGCCCCGUCUCAGGGUGGGUUUUUUCCCCACCAAACGAUCCCUCAACCGCCUCACCCCACCAGUGUGUGUGUGGGGUGGUGUUACUGGGGUGGGCGGCUUGAACUGGUGAAACUGGGGGCAAAAAGUGCUAUUUUGGGGUGGGUUUUAGCUGCUGGUUUGCUGUAGGGGAGGGCAGAGAUUGUGGGAUGGGGGGGCACCUUUGUGCCGGUGCUAACCCCGGUCACCGUAACCCCCUCACCGGUGCCGUUCGUGGUGGUACCGGGGCUGAUCCCGCCGGAUUGCGGCACGAGGAGGGGGUCAGAGUCGGCCCUCGGGGUCGGGGAAAGGUGUGGGAGCAGCAAAAUAGAAAUAAAUCAGCUAUCGUAGCCACAGCCGUGGUGGCGGGUGCCCGCGUGCCCCCCCCCGGGGAUCCUAAUUAGCUUCUCCCGUUAACGAACCCCUCUGGGGUCUGACGGAUGAGUCCUUGUCACCAGGUUGGGGGUUUGUCCCCUGCAGCAGCGUUAACUGGGAUCCCCCCCCCCGCACCCCCUUUAAUCCCCGCUUGAGA
Molecule: messenger RNA, 2053 nt
Organism: Gavia stellata (red-throated loon)
Lineage: Eukaryota; Metazoa; Chordata; Aves; Gaviiformes; Gaviidae
Gene: STARD7
Product: StAR related lipid transfer domain containing 7
Exons: 7
Coding region: 283-1092 (269 amino acids)
Molecular function (GO): lipid binding
Source: RefSeq, a predicted model, not a curated record